Messenger RNA from Rhincodon typus (whale shark), 1839 nucleotides. Its product is annotated as ferritin, heavy subunit-like. Gene Ontology annotation, molecular function: ferric iron binding; ferrous iron binding. Lineage: Eukaryota; Metazoa; Chordata; Chondrichthyes; Orectolobiformes; Rhincodontidae. The record is from RefSeq and is a predicted model, not a curated record. The transcript is spliced from 4 exons. Gene Ontology annotation, biological process: iron ion transport; intracellular iron ion homeostasis. Gene Ontology annotation, cellular component: cytoplasm. Bases 1222 to 1743 code for a protein of 173 amino acids.
CUUCAGAGAGUCAGUGUGAACUUGUUGGGCCAACAGGCCUGUUUUCACACUGUAGGGAUUCUAUGACUCUAUAAUUUGCCAAAGCAACAGCACAUUAGACUGGGUGAUGUUUGUCAUUAGCAAGAAAAAAAGUCCACUCAGAACUUGAUGGCGAUUGGGGGCAGUAGAAUUCUGGUUGAGGCAUCUCAUCGAUGAACUUUCCAUUUCACCAACUUGUUUGAUUCACAGAUUGACUACAAACUAUCUAGUGUAGGUCAAUAUCCAUCGAUUGGUGUGAUCAAUGUCAGUAUCACUGCAUCGAUUGGUGUGAUCAAUGUCAGUAUCACUGACCUCUUCUGGACCUGAUGAGUGAUGUAUCAAUUCAUCAAGAGAUGGACAAACACAGAUGCAAUUGUGCUCAAUGUUGUCUCCAGGGUUGAAUUUCCCAAAAUAUAUUGGGAAACUCUGCUUUUGAGAAUUCUAUCAGCUUCAACUUGAGGAAAGUCACAGCAACUAAAUUCCAUUGCAGACAAGAGUCCAUAACAUAACUGUAAGAAAGUGAAGCAUGUAGAGGAAACCUUCAGGAAUGGUUUGGAAUUGAUAAGGGUGUAGGAGAUAGAGGAGAGCUAAUGGCUAUCUACUUUGAAUAGCAAAGCUAUGGCAAUCUUUCCCCAGGAACCUGUACAUGGGCCUGGGGGUCACGUUUAGAAAUGACCUUGGUAAAGGAAUAGAGAGAUGUGCAUAUAGGUUUCCUUCACUUCCCACUUAAAGAAUAGCUUAAAUCUGGACAUCGCUCUCUCAAAACAUUAAUUGAACAUUGACUCAAUUGAAUAUUUUAGACUGAGAUUGGUGACCAUUUGUUAAGUAAAGGGUGUAAAGUGGAUACAGAAGGAAGAUAGGUUAUACAGAGUUUAACUGCAAGCCAACCAAGAUCCAAUUGAAUGGUGAAAUAGGCUUGAGGGUUUGAAUAGUCUCCUUCUGGUUGCAUGGUCCAAAUUAUCUGAAUCUAUUUGUAUACCACUGUUCUACUUGGCUCUGGCUAUUACACACCACUCCCUAUCUUAAAUUAGUGCCUGGAUUGAUGGGAGAUUCCUGAUUGAUGAUCCCUGAUAGCCAAUCAUCAUUGGUGACAUCAUUCCCUGGUUGAGUGCAGGAUGUUCCCAGGAGUAUAAAUACAAGAGCUUGUGGGAAAGAGGCUCUAUUCUAGAGUUGUCUAGGUGAUAGUGAGCAGGAAUAGGGAAAAUGGCCUCCCAAGUGUGUCAGAACUACCACAAGGACUGUGAGGAUGCUGUUAACAAGCAAAUCAAUCUGGAGCUCUAUUCCUCCUAUGCUUACCUAUCCAUGUCCUUUUACUUUGACCGGGAUGAUGUUGCCCUGCGUCACUUUGCUGAGUUCUUCAAGGAGCAGUCUCACGAGGAACGGGAACACGCUGAGAAACUGAUGGCAUUCCAGAAUAAACGUGGAGGCCGAGUCCUCCUGCAGGACAUCAAGAAGCCAGAGCAGGAUGAGUGGGGCAAUGGUCUGGGGGCAAUGCAGAGAGCUCUGCAGAUGGAGAAGGAUGUGAACCAGAGUCUGCUGGAUCUGCACAAACUUGCCUCUGGCAACGCGGACCCUCAUCUGUGUGACUUCCUGGAGAGGCACUACUUGGAUGAGCAAGUGAAGAUGAUCAAGAAGCUGGGAGAUCACAUCACCAACCUGAAGAGACUGGGAGCCCCUGAGAAUGGCAUGGGAGAGUACCUGUUUGACAGGCUCACACUGAACUGAGUGGGAAUUGUGGUCAUAAUUGUAAAUGACUUCUUGCUAAUUCUCCAGGUUUUUCCAUCUGCUGUUUGUAGAAAUAAAUUGGUUAUAGACAACUGA